Molecule: messenger RNA, 951 nt
Organism: Hevea brasiliensis (rubber tree)
Lineage: Eukaryota; Viridiplantae; Streptophyta; Magnoliopsida; Malpighiales; Euphorbiaceae
Exons: 2
Coding region: 1-951 (316 amino acids)
Source: RefSeq, a predicted model, not a curated record
AUGCGUCUAUCAAUAUGCCAAAAGCUAGAAGUCAGAGAACUAAAACCCACAACAAUUUCAUUGCAAUUAGUUGACCGGUCCAUUAAAUAUCCUAUGGGAAUACUUGAGAACAUUCCUAUCAAGGUGGGCAAAUUCUUUAUUCCAGUUGAUUUUGUUGUCCUUAAGAUGGAAGAGGAUGUUCAAAUCCCCAUUAUCUUGGGAAGACCUUUCUUAUCAACCGCCGAAGCAAUCAUAGAUGUCAAAAACGAGCGACUAACUCUCAAAGUAGGGGAUGAAGAAGUGGAAUUCAACUUGUUUAACACAAUGAAGCACAAAUUCGAACCUGAUGAAUGCCUUAGAGUUGACAUAGUUGACAAGCAAGUUGAGGAAGAAUUUCAUAAGACCCAUCCUGAAGAUCCCCUUGAAGCAUGCAUUGUGCACAGCCACACAGUGAAUGAUGAGAACACAGAAAUAGCAACUUGUGCACAAUAUUUAGCAACUCAUCCACUCCUACCCCUGGCUCAAGCUUUCAAGGUAGAGGAGCUGAAGGAGGAACAAACCAAAAGCAAUCUGAAGAAAAUUUCUGAACAAGUAAAACUCAAACCUCUCCCCUCUACGCUAAGGUACGCAUUCCUGGACUCAAAUUCUGAAUAUCCUGUUAUUGUUAAUGCCAGCCUAUCUGAAAUAGAAGAGAGAAAAUUGCUAAGAGUGCUUAGGACACGUAACAAGAGCAUAGGGGUCUUACCACCUAACAUGACUUAUCAGCAAAAGAAGAAAUUUCUACAUGAUGUGCGAUACUAUACAUGGGAGGAACCUCUGCUGUACAAGAGAUGCAAUGACGGCCUAAUAAGACAAUGCAUACCGAAAGAGGAUAUAGAGAGUAUUCUCCAACACUGCCAUUCAUCACCAUAUGGGGGACACUUUGGUACCAUAAAAAUAGCAGCUAAAAUUUUGCAAGCAGGGUUUUACUAG